Messenger RNA from Candida albicans SC5314, 3630 nucleotides. It is a transcript of the gene MHP1, whose product is annotated as Mhp1p. Lineage: Eukaryota; Fungi; Ascomycota; Pichiomycetes; Serinales; Debaryomycetaceae. The coding region runs from base 1 to 3630 and encodes 1209 amino acids. The transcript has a single exon. The record is from RefSeq and is a predicted model, not a curated record.
AUGACUUCAACAGAUGAAGAUUCCGGAAAGAAUCAAUUUUCCACACCUAAAGCACAGCAACUAUCAACGAAUGGAUCAUUUCCAUUAAUUGAUCAAAAGACUAAACCACAGUUAGAUAUGGAAAAAAUGAGAGAUAUAUUAGCAGAAGAAACUUGUUUAUAUACAAAGGGUGUACAAGAUACAGACGUUGAUUGGUUUAUUACCGACUCCUCGAUAGAUCCAAAUGCUGAUGUGCAACCCCUGGUUAGUUCCCCACGAGAGACAAACUUGAAUUCACAAGCAACAAUCCCAACUUCACAUCUCACUUCAGCUAUUUCAAACUCUAAUGAAAACUAUACUAAUAAAACGAAGCCAUCGAUUGCUCCCAUUCAGGAAGAAAAUAUAGCAUCUGAUACCUCGCCACGUCAUCAUCGACAUGAAAUAGAACAACAGCAACCAAGAAGACGAAGUAGCGUUUCAGUAAGCACUAGUGGUGGGUUUUUGUCGAAGUUGAAAAGCAAAUUCCAUAAGGAGUCCCCAACUCCACCUGGCAAUCACCAAGACGGGCUUUUUAAGUCUGGUUACAGUGUAAAUCCAGAUAAGAAAUCGAAUGAUAGUUCAAACUCCAGCAUUGCGUCGUUGUCAUCAUCACCCAAGUUAGUUUCCGGUUCUAACCUUCAAAGAACGAUGUCUACCCCAGCAUACACUCAUGAUACUUGUGAUCCCCGAUUGGAGGAAUACAUAAAGUUCUACCGAAAAAGUGAUCGUCGUGCAUCUGUUGCUUCGUCAUCCCAUUCUGCCAAAGAUGAAUGUUUGCCCUCUGUUUUAGUUAAUGCAUCUGAACCUACCAAUUAUAAUAAGACUAAAGAUGAAGUGAAUGCCAGCAGAGUUUCUGGAUUUUUUAAACGAAAAAACAGUGUUGCAAUGAAGAAUGGAGAAACGAGUCUGCCAAGAUCUCUGGUUUCAGUCUCAGUCACGCCACAGUCGCAAGUAAAAAAUGGGUUGGAAAAUAAUCCUAGCUUCCAAGGUCUAAAACCAUUGAAACGAGUAGCAUUUCAUUCUUCAACUUUCUUAAUAGAUCCACCACAACAGAUUCCCUCUAGAACUCCAAGAAAAGGUAAUGUGGAAGUUUUACCAAAUGGAACUGUUAAUAUACGUCCACUUACUGACGAAGAGCGACUCGAGAUUGAAAAAUCACAAAAGGGGUUAGGAGGUGGGAUAGUGGUUGGAGGCACAGGUGCUUUGGGCUAUAUAAAGAAAGAUUCUGACCCACCGAAACCAGGUGAAAACAAUUUGAAUGCCCAAGAUGAUGACAAUAAUGAUGACGGAAGUAACCAGUCAUCAGAGUCUCUGCAAUUAGAGAGUGAACCUUCUGUUGACAAGCAUGCUAAAUCUUUUACUAUAGACACUCCAAUGGCUCGUCAUCAAGCUGUUAAUUAUUCAGUCCCCAUUAAAAAAAUGGCUCUUGAUACAAUGUAUGCACGUUGUUGUCAUUUGCGAGAAAUUCUUCCCAUACCAGCAAUAUUAAAGCAAAUACCAAAAGGGUCAAUAGCACCUAUACCUGUUUUGCAGUUGCGUAAUCCAACACCCACUAUGAUUGAGAUUCAAUCAUUUGCUGAUUUUUUGCGAAUUGCGCCGGUAAUUUGUGUUUCGUUGGACGGGGUGAACUUUUCAGUUGAACAAUUUAAAAUCUUGCUCUCAGCAAUGAGUGCCAAAAAGCAGUUGGAGAAACUUAGUUUGAGGAAUACUCCUAUUGACCAAAAAGGCUGGUCCUUAUUGUGUUGGUUUUUAUCAAGAAAUACAGUGUUGAAUAGGUUGGAUAUAACUCAAUGUCCCUCCUUAUCAGUGAAUACUCUCAAGAAGAAGAAGAAGAAAACUGACAGCAAAUUUGACGAAACCUUGGUAAGAAUGGUAUCCAAUAAAGACAAUCGUUCAGAUGUUGAUUGGGAAUUGUUUGUGGCUACUUUGGUCGCAAGAGGUGGUAUAGAAGAAUUGAUUUUAACUGGUUGUUGCAUUACGGAUAUUGAAAUUUUUGAAAAAUUGAUAUCCUUAGCUGUUCUGAAGAAGACUUCGAGAUUAGGGUUGGCGUUCAACCAGUUAACUUCUCGACAUAUGAAAAUUAUUGUUGAUGAAUGGCUUUUUAAAGAUUUUGCCAGGGGUAUAGACUUUGGUUACAAUGACUUUCUGAGUGUUCAUAUGUUGAAAAUUCUUGUUGACUAUUCAAAACGUCCAGAUUUUGAUCAAAUAUUGCUGAAGUCAACAUUAUCAUUUGUGAGUCUAAAUUCCACAAAUGUAAGUCUUGGAGAUAUUUUUAAGGAAUCUUUUGAACGAGUGUUGAUGAAAUUGCCUAAUUUGAAAUAUGUGGAUUUUUCCAAUAACCAAAGAUUAUUUGGAACUUUUGGGAAAAGUGAUAAUGAAGAGGCAGAUGCCAAUGAAGUUGCCAGUGUGAACUAUUUUAUAUCUAAACUUCCUCUUUUCCCUAAAUUGGUUCGACUUCAUUUGGAAAAUGAGAAUUUUAGUAAAUCGUCAGUUUUACAAAUUGCGGAAAUACUACCAUUUUGCAAAAGCUUGGGAUACUUUUCUAUUUUGGGUUCCAAACUUGAUUUUACUUGUGGAAGUGCUUUGGUUAAUGCUGUCAAGAACUCACAGAGUUUAAUUAAUGUGGAUGCAGAUUCCGACAACUUCCCUGAUAUUUUCAAAGAAAGGAUGGGGUUAUACACAAUGAGAAAUAUGGAGAGAUUGUUAUACUCUGCGAAAAAGGCAGAUGUGAAAACUCCGUUGUUGUCAGAAGACUCUGCUGGUAAUGUAUCGAUGACAGAACAAUUACAUGAGAUCCUCCGUUUAAAAUCACAACAGAAACUUGAUUUGCAACUGCCAGAAAUUACAAAAUUUAUUGAACGUGCGAAAUCAAUUAGUCAUGGAUUGAGACAAACUAUUAAUGAACUAUUGAGAAUGCAGUUGAAAAAUAGAUUAGAUCUAGAUGGGAAGGAAACUUUGAUUAGAUUGAUAUUUAUAGAUUCCAGUAUUGAAAAGGGGUUGAUGUUAAUUGACCCAAGCUUGGUAGAUGAUAACAAUAAAAACGCAGGAUAUUUGACGAGUAUGAUUGGUACCAGAGAGGGUAAUGAAGAAACCCAACAAUUUGAGCAAUCUGAUCAUUUAGAUCCUCAACCAGCAGCAAGUGUAUUGGCAAAUAAGUCUCCUUCAGUAAUGUCAAGAUCCGAUUCACGCACAAGUUUGAAUAAUUUAAAUAAAGAAGAAGGGUCUGUUUUGAAAUUAGCAAAGCUUCGAGAUUUCCACAGUCCAAAUUCUCCAUACCCGGAAUCAACAGGUGAGGAAUUGCGAAACAAAUUGAUGAGUGUUGAAUUGGCUGAUUUAGACAAAGUGAUUGACUUUUUGAGUGACUUGAAAAAGAAGGGAGUUUCGUUGGAAAAAGUUUUCCAGUGUCACGAGAAUCAGGGUGCAAAUGAUCAUGAAGAAGGUCUACUUGACAUUGAACAUAUCAAAUCCCGUUUGCAGAAACUAUCUGUUGAACAAAUGGAUGGCGUUUCAAAAGAUGUAGAUACAGAUGCAGAUGAAAUUAACACUGGAACAGACAAGACACAUGCAUUGAAUAACACGUAUGACGAAGUAUUGAAGAAUCUCUUCAAAUAG